UAUCAUGCUUGUGCUAAUGAAGACACGCACAAGUGUGACAAGUUUUGUCCAGUAGCAAUAAAUUGAAAUAACAUUUAAGUUUGUUCUAAGGGGGUGCAAACUUUGGAGCAAUACAGUAAUGGUGUUAUUAUUGUGCAAUUCCUAGUGGUUGCUUAUUUAAGUGCAGGAAUGAAGGUUUGUUGUCUGACCUCAGCAGAGACGUCCCGCCCUCUCCUCCAGAGCGUGUGCAGUUCGGCCCCUCCCCUCCUGUCACCUUUCAGCCCUAACGACAUGAAAACAAAACAUCACGCACAAGCACACAAGGAAGUCAGCACCAUUUUACUGGUGGUCACAGUGUGUCUGUGGAGUGUUACAGAGCAAUGUAGGGGUGCUGUUCCACAGGAAUAAGCUGCGAUGGUGCGGAGCAAUGUGUUCCCACCGAGCACAGUCAACUAUCUCAUUAGCGAGAGCUUUCUAACAGUGAAAGGCGCCGCACUCUUCCUCCCAAGGGGAAAUGGCUCCUCGUCAUCAUCAAUCUGCUCCUCGCGGAUCACAGGACAGCGUAGCAAACAUGCAGGAGAUCUUCAGCUGCACCUGCAGACCAUGUUCACUCUGCUACGUCCAGAGGACAACAUCCGUCUGGCGGUGCGGUUGGAAAGCGUGCACCCUCAGUGCACACGCUACAUGGUUGUAGUGACCACAAAUGGACGGCAGGACACUGAGGAAAGUGUAGUUCUGGGCAUGGACUUCAGCCCCUCAGACAGUUCCUGUUCAAUAGGCCUGGUGCUUCCUCUGUGGAGUGACACAUUGAUACAUUUGGAUGGAGAUGGGGGGUUCAGUGUGUCCACAGAUAACAGGAUCCACGUUUUCAAGCCCGUCUCAGUCCAGGCCAUGUGGUCAGCUCUGCAGUCUCUCCAUAAGGCAUGUGAGGUAGCACGCUGCCAUAACUACUUCCCAGGCAGCCUCUUCUUGACCUGGGUCAGCUACUACCAGAGCCGUGUAUCUUCAGACCAGGCCCACAUCAAUGAGUGGAACGCCAUGCGGGAUGUGCAGUCGCAUCGCGCUGACUCACCUGUGCUCUUCUCUGAUGUGCCAACAGAGCGAGAGAGAACAGAGCGACUGAUCAAGACACGUCUGAGAGAGAUCAUGAUGCAGAAAGACCUGGAGAAUGUCACAUCUAAAGAGAUCCGCACAGAGCUGGAAAUGCAGAUGGGGUGUAACCUGCGAGAGUUUAAAGAGUACAUUGAUAAUGAGAUGAUUGUCAUCCUGGGUCAGAUGGACAGCCCCACUGAGAUAUUCGAGCAUGUGUACCUGGGUUCAGAAUGGAACGCGUCUAAUCUAGAAGAGCUACAGAACAGCGGGGUUCAGUACAUCCUCAACGUGACACGGGAGAUUGAUAACUUCUUCCCCGGUCUGUUUGAGUACCACAACAUCCGCGUGUACGAUGAAGAGGCCACAGAUUUGCUGGCGUACUGGAACGACACGUAUAAAUUCAUCUCCAGAGCCAAGAAAGCAGGAGCCAAGUGUCUGGUGCACUGUAAGAUGGGCGUGAGUCGCUCCGCCUCCACUGUGAUAGCAUACGCCAUGAAGGAGUAUGGCUGGGAUCUGGAGCAAGCCUUCGACUAUGUCAAAGAGCGCCGUGCCGUAACCAAGCCCAACCCCUCUUUUAUGAGGCAGCUAGAGGAGUACCAGGGCAUCCUGUUGGCCAGCAGGCAGAGGCACAACAAGUUGUGGCGUUCCCAUUCGGACAGCAACCUGUCUGAGCACCAUGAGCCGCUGGUUAAAGCUCUUGCGGCGCAGUCGCUGGGCCGCUCCAACCCCCGAAACCAGAGCGGCAACCAGACAUCUCCGUCGCUGCAGGAGCUGCUCCAGACUCUCAACCCUUCCUCGGCCCGUGCAGCAGGACAAAAGGACUGCGAGUUGGAGAUGCCUUUCACAAAUGGGCUAGAAAACUCUGAAGAAAGCCUUGCUACUGAGGAACCAUCCCUGCUCCCUAAACCCCGAGCAGCUACGGUUUUGCCUGGUGCCCGACCCAGUUCGGUACCUGUAAACAUGGCAGAAAUGGUCUCGGUGAGCCGGCCUCAUCCACCCGCUGCUCUUCAUCACCCUGCCUCAUCGCCUAAGCUUCACCCAGAUGCAGAGGCCAAACCACUCAGCCACGAGCAGACAGAGGUGGGCUCUCCUAACAGAACAGGGUGUGUUAGGAGUAAAACCCCUGAGUCAGGCAGACAAACCCCAAACUCCUCCUCAGCUGCAGGGCAGCACACACAGGUGCCUGAACUUAGGCAGAAAUUCAGCCAGCAAGUGCCUGACGCAGCUGUGGACUGUGCAGGGCUAGGUCACGCCAAGGACAAUAACCACCACCAACACCCCAGUGCCACAACACAGGAAGAGGGCCUUUCUGCCUCACCUCAGUCAGCUCUGAGCUCCGACCGCAUCGAUUUCUUCAGUGCCAGAGAGAAAUUCCUUGGCCUCUCUCAGGAGGCGCAAAGCCGUGGGAGUCCUGAGCAGACGCUCAGAGACAAAAGCCCAAACCAGGAGUUGAAGCUCAUGUUUCCUGAGCACCCUGUUAAAGGGGAGGAGGAACAGAAAAAGGAGAACUACAGUGUUUUGGUUUAUAACACGGUCUCAGAAUUGGAGUCCACAAGGCCCAGCAUACCUCCUCCCCCUCCUCCUGCCAGCCAACCUGAUUCCAGUAGCUUAAAGGAGGAGGAGGAGCUAGUAAAAAACUCACCAGAAGUGGAGAAGGUGGAGAUCGGAGAGGCCCACCAAGGUGAUUGGUCAAAGGGUACAGUGUGGCGAGCCACCAGGCAGCUAGAACAGAAGAUGAAGCAAGAUGUUUCAUCGUCACCGCUGCUAUCAAGUGCUCUCGGCUGUCCUUCACAGCGUUCCGUUGUUAGCACCAGCAGCAGAGACAGAACUGAGAACACUACUUCAUCUCAUUUAGACCUCUUCCUUGAUUCGAGCACUGUGCCAGUCAACCACCAUCAGCCUGAGGAAAUGUUGGAGGUAAAUGUGGAGAAGGAGGGACAUUCACCUGUAGCAGAAGAGAUUGGGAAAGGAUGCAAAAUAAGACUCAGGGAAGAAGAGCGUGGACACACUGGAUUUCUAGAGACGGACAUGAGCCUCUCACACCUGAAGCAAAGCCAUUCCACUCCAUCGAGGUCUUCUUCAGAAGCUGUUUUUAAGUUAGAGGGUGUUACAGAGAAAGAGACCAGCACUGACUGCCUUUCACAAGACCAUCUGAGGGAGAUGUGGGAGACUCUGAGUCAGCUUGGUGCGUUCCUCUGCCAGGUGAGCAGCGGAUCAGACAAGAGGCUCAGCCACCCAUGGGCUGCAAAAGAACAGAAAAGAGGGUGGAUUGUUCAAGAACGAGCCAGAGAGGUAGAGGCAAGAAUGCGUCAAGCUGGUCUGACCCCGCCAUCACUGAUCAAGAGAUCAGCCUCCCUGGCUAAGCUAGGCUCCCUCGACUUGUCAGCUAAUGAUCUGAACGAACUGGAGCUGAGUCCUGCGUCAUCAUCUCCGUGCACUGCAAAGCCACGCCCUCACUCUUUUACCGAUGAUACCUCAAAAAAGCAGCGGUUUCUACCCAGGCGAACACCCUCUCUCCCUCCCUUUUGCACAUCUCGCCUUCCUUCUACUGGAUCGCACUUGGAUAAAAGGUUGGAAAACUGCCAGCCUGGAGAAGUACAGCACAAGGUCUCCAUGCCACUGCCAGUCUCGCCAUCAUCCAAUGAGUGCUGUAGGCAAGGAAAGAUCCCAGAUCCAACACACGCUCCAGUGCCAGCGCUUGCCUUAAUAUCUGUGGAGACACGGCAACAGUACGGGAGAACUCAUCCCUUGAGGAGGCUUAAAAAACGAACCUCAAACUCCUAUUAUCACACCAUGUGACCCAGGCUGUUCUUUUUUUCUUUUUUUUAAGUGUGUUUGUGCUACGUGCAUGCUUUUUUUUCCACACAUACCUCAGUGGGCCUUACAAAACCAGAAAUAAAACAAAACUGCUGGGUGGCUUUGUAGCCUAUAGUCAGAUACACAAUAAAGAGCACAAAGUUAGAGAUUAGAGAAGUUACUGGUCUUUGUGAUGGGGUUGAUGGGGCAGGUUUUAAUCCCAGACCCAUCAGCAAUGAAGAGCAAUUCUGUUAAAAAGUUUGAUGACUGAUUCACACUUUGCACAAUAUCUGUCAAAUGGUUUAUUACACACAAGUGAUAAACGUAUAGUUUCCUCUCAGCCUGCAGUAUCGUACUGCAGAAUGCUCUUGAACUGAAAUAGAUUCUCCAUUGUCAGGGGAUUUAGUGUGUGUGUGUGUGUGUGUGUGUGUGUGUGUGUGUGUGUGUGUGUGUGUGUGCGCGCGCGCAAUAUAAAGAGACAUGGAUGAAUAAAUGUUAAAAUACAUUCAGAUAUGUAUGUAAUGUAACUGAGUGCAAAGUUUUUAUGGAUGUCUGAUUAGUGUGCAUGUUAAGCUCAAUUAAACAUGGGAUAAGUCAUGUGGUACGUAGAAUGUAGAUCUCUGGGCUUAGUGGAUAUAUGUAUAGAUUCAUUUUUAAGGGAUGUGUAUGACUGUAUAUGUAAAUGUGUGUGUGCACCUUUUCUUUCCAUGCUCAAUUCUUAAGUGCAGUUUCUCCUUUCUGAGUUUUUUGUUUAGUAAUAUAUAAACAAACGUGAGGGAGUUUUUAAUAUGCACUUUAUCUUUUUUUAUUAUGUUUUACAUUUUUUAAUCUGUGGUUUGUAAUCUGGACGCAUGCUGGCUGAGUGUGUAUUUAGGGUCGCCUGUAUGAUGCAAUGUGCAAUUUAGUCUUUAUUUUUCUGUUCCUUGUAAAACUGGAUUCUUUAUACUCUGCUUAAACUGUGACAAUUAAAGAACAUUUCAGAAAAUA
Ictalurus punctatus (channel catfish) is the source of this 4854-nucleotide messenger RNA. RefSeq names its product slingshot protein phosphatase 2b (gene ssh2b). The record is from RefSeq and is a predicted model, not a curated record. Gene Ontology annotation, molecular function: protein tyrosine/serine/threonine phosphatase activity; actin binding. NCBI's taxonomy places the organism in Eukaryota, Metazoa, Chordata, Actinopteri, Siluriformes, Ictaluridae. The transcript is spliced from 14 exons. Gene Ontology annotation, cellular component: cytoplasm. Gene Ontology annotation, biological process: negative regulation of actin filament polymerization; actin cytoskeleton organization; protein dephosphorylation. Bases 394 to 3870 code for a protein of 1158 amino acids.